AUGUCUACUGUUGAAUCACACGAAUCUACACUUGCAUUCUCUUUAUUAGUUUUAAUUGAGAGGCUUCGAUGCUACAUGAUGUCCCGUCUCUGUGAAGACUCUGCAGCCUCUCUGGCGGCCGCAAGCAUCGACCUCGAAGUCAGAAUCGAAGACCAAUUAAAACACUUCUCAGACAUCCGAUUCCCAGGCGCUAAGCACGCGGACAGCUGGCUCAAGGCUCGCGAACACGUCAAGAACAUGUUCGAGGAAUUUGGACUCGAGGUCGAGACGCAGAGGUUCACGACGACGGUGUUGACGGCGGAGGGAGAGGCGCGAGAAGUCGAAGGCGCCAACAUCAUCGGCAUCGCGCGGGCGUCCACCCACAGGACGGGCGGCGUGGUGGUCGUGGGCGCCGACUACGACACCAGCGCCCACGGGGAACCAAGUCCUCUCUUCAACAACGGCGCGGGCGUGGGGGCGCUGCUGGAGACGGCGAGGCUGUUCGCGAAGAAUGUGGACCCGAUGGGCGGCCUCGGGUUGGACCGCACGACCGUCUUCGUGGCCUUCGACCUUAAUACGAAGGAACAUAUGAGCGGCCCUGGGAAGCCCGGCGGAUGGUACUUCGUGAACGAAUGGUUGUGGGAAUUCCUGAACUAUUCUGACGCGGCGUUCGGGGGAGCCUUCGUUCUCGACUCCCUCAUGAACGUCAAUCUGGAAGCCAAUUCUCAGGACGCACAUGAGGACUUCCGGUUGAUGUUCCCUGACACGCACUCCCGCAUCGUCCAGUCAAACAACAGGGGCAAUUUUCUGGCCGUCGUUUCGUUGCCUGGAGAAAAAACUUCGAAGCUGAAGGAUCGGUUUGAGGGGAACUAUAACGAGCACCGCACCUCAGACUCCUUCCGCCUGGAGGUCAUGACCUCCCGACAAAGCUUUUCCGGUGACUCUUUUCCGGCUGACGACCAAGACACGUGCACUUCUGGUCCUUCGCCAACGGGAGAGUGA
Messenger RNA from Penaeus vannamei (Pacific white shrimp), 981 nucleotides. The record is from RefSeq and is a predicted model, not a curated record. NCBI's taxonomy places the organism in Eukaryota, Metazoa, Arthropoda, Malacostraca, Decapoda, Penaeidae.